UCUCAUAACUUUUUAUUGUAGGUGAAGAGCGAUUAUAUGUUAGAGAUAGCUGAUCAUGUGGACCAGGACAUUGCCUUGAAAUUGGGUUGUCUGGAAAUACGGCGAUCAUACUGGGAGAUGCGGGGCAACGCACUGGAAAAGAAGUCCAACUAUGAAGUAUUAGAAAAAGAUGUUGGUUUGAAGCGGUUUUUUCCUCGGAGUUUACUGGAUUCUGUCAAGGCCAAAACACUAAGAAAAUUGAUCCAACAAACGUUUAGACAGUUUGCCAACCUUAAUAGAGAAGAAAGUAUUCUGAAAUUCUUUGAGAUCCUCUCUCCAGUAUACAGAUUUGAUAAAGAAUGCUUCAAAUGUGCCCUUGGUUCAAGCUGGAUCAUCUCUGUGGAGCUGGCAAUCGGCCCAGAAGAAGGGAUCAGUUACCUCACAGACAAGGGCUGCAAUCCCACACAUCUGGCCGACUUCAAUCAAGUGCAGACCAUUCAAUAUUCAAACAGUGAAGACAAAGACAGAAAAGGGAUGCUACAGCUAAAAAUAGCGGGGGCACCCGAGCCUCUGACGGUGACAGCGCCGUCCCUGACCAUUGCCGAGAACAUGGCUGACUUGAUAGAUGGAUACUGCCGGCUGGUGAAUGGAGCCACACAGUCUUUCAUCAUCCGACCCCAGAAAGAAGGAGAACGGGCUUUGCCAUCAAUACCAAAGCUCACCAACAGCGAAAAGCAAGGCGUGAGGACGCACGCAGUCUCCAUGUCAGGAGUCAGUCACUGCCAACAUAAAGCCAAGAGAGCUAGGCGCUUUCUCCCUUUGGUCCUCUGUUCCCGUGAAGCUCCUUCGGAUGAAAUUAGUGGGGACGAGACAGACGAUUAUGCUGAGAUUAUAGAUGAAGAAGAUACUUACACCAUGCCCUCAAAAAGCUAUGGGAUAGAUGAAGCCAGGGAUUAUGAGAUUCAAAGAGAAAGAAUAGAGCUUGGACGAUGUAUUGGAGAAGGCCAAUUUGGGGAUGUACAUCAAGGCGUUUAUAUGAGCCCAGAGAAUCCAGCUUUGGCAGUUGCAAUUAAAACAUGUAAAAACUGUACUUCAGACAGCGUGAGAGAGAAAUUCCUUCAAGAAGCCUUAACGAUGCGUCAGUUUGACCACCCUCAUAUCGUGAAGCUGAUUGGAGUCAUCACAGAGAACCCUGUCUGGAUAAUCAUGGAGCUGUGCACACUUGGAGAGCUGAGGUCAUUUCUGCAAGUGAGGAAAUACAGUUUGGAUCUAGCAUCUCUGAUCCUAUAUGCCUAUCAGCUUAGUACAGCUCUUGCUUAUCUAGAGAGCAAAAGAUUCGUGCACAGGGACAUUGCUGCUCGGAAUGUUCUGGUGUCCUCAAAUGAUUGUGUGAAAUUAGGAGACUUUGGAUUAUCCCGAUAUAUGGAAGACAGUACUUACUACAAAGCUUCCAAAGGAAAAUUGCCUAUUAAAUGGAUGGCUCCGGAGUCCAUCAAUUUUCGACGUUUUACCUCAGCUAGUGACGUGUGGAUGUUUGGUGUAUGUAUGUGGGAGAUACUGAUGCAUGGUGUGAAGCCUUUUCAAGGAGUGAAGAACAAUGAUGUGAUCGGUCGAAUUGAGAAUGGGGAAAGAUUACCAAUGCCUCCAAAUUGCCCUCCUACCCUCUACAGCCUUAUGACGAAAUGCUGGGCCUAUGACCCCAGCAGGCGGCCCCGGUUCACUGAGCUCAAAGCUCAGCUCAGCACAAUCCUGGAGGAAGAGAAGGCUCAGCAAGAAGAGCGGAUGAGGAUGGAGUCCAGAAGACAGGCCACAGUGUCCUGGGACUCCGGAGGGUCAGACGAAGCACCACCCAAGCCCAGCAGACCUGGUUAUCCUAGUCCAAGGUCCAGCGAAGGAUUUUAUCCCAGCCCCCAGCACAUGGUACAAACCAAUCAUUACCAGGUCUCUGGCUACCCUGGCUCACAUGGGAUCGCAGCCCUGGCUGGCAGCAUCUACCCAGGUCAGGCAUCUCUUUCGGACCAAACAGAUUCGUGGAAUCACAGGCCACAGGAGAUGUCGGUGUGGCAAUCCAGUGUGGAGGACUCUGCAGCUCUGGACCUUCGUGGAAUGGGGCAAGUGUUGCCACCCCACCUGAUGGAAGAGCGGCUGAUCCGACAGCAGCAGGAGAUGGAAGAAGAUCAGCGCUGGCUGGAGAAAGAGGAGAGAUUUCUGAAACCUGAUGUGCGGCUCUCCCGAGGGAGUGUGGACAGGGAGGAUGGAUGUCUUCAGGGCCCGACUGGAAACCAACACAUUUAUCAGCCUGUCGGCAAACCAGAUCCUGCAGCCCCACCAAAGAAGCCCCCGCGCCCCGGGGCCCCCAGCCACCUGAGUGGCCUCGCCAGUCUCAGCAGCCCCAGCGACAGUUACAAUGAGGGCGUCAAGCCAUGGAGGCUUCAGCCCCAGGAAAUCAGCCCCCCUCCCACUGCCAACCUGGACCGCUCCAAUGACAGGGUGUACGAGAACGUGACCGGCCUGGUAAAAGCUGUCAUCGAAAUGUCCAGCAAGAUCCAGCCAGCCCCGCCGGAGGAGUACGUCCCCAUGGUGAAGGAAGUCGGCUUGGCCCUGAGGACGUUACUAGCCACUGUGGACGAAACCAUUCCCGCCCUGCCAGCCAGCACUCACCGAGAGAUUGAGAUGGCCCAGAAGCUGUUGAACUCCGACCUGGGUGAGCUCAUCAACAAGAUGAAACUGGCCCAGCAGUAUGUCAUGACCAGCCUGCAGCAGGAGUACAAGAAGCAGAUGCUGACCGCCGCUCACGCCCUGGCCGUGGACGCCAAGAACUUACUGGACGUCAUCGACCAGGCAAGACUGAAAGUGCUCGGGCAGCCGCGGCCGCACUGAGCAUGCCUGCGGAGCCCUUCCCCACCCCCUGCUGAGGAGGUCCUGUGGCACCCCAGCCGCAAGGAGCCCGCCGUCCUCGGUCGCCAGCACUUACGGCACCAGCUCUUUUGACUGACAGCUGGUGGAGACUCAUCUUUCUCACAUAAGUUUAACCACAUUUUGAUUUGAGUCUGAUUUUUGCUUUGCCUUGCUUUUUGAAUCAUGGUCUUCAGAAAAGUUCAGGAUCCAAAACGUGGCAUUUUUCCAAGAAUGGAAAUUGUACAUGAGGAGGCUUGUAAGAGUCAUGAAGAACAGAUUAUGUUCACAUUAGGGUAUGUUUUUGUGGAAAUGGCCAAGGCAGCGAUCCCACUGGUCCUGAACCAGCCCGGCUGCAGUGGGGAGAACGGGUGAGGCGGAGUCCUGGGGAGUCCGUGGGGCUCAGGGUCCCUUUUCUGCCGCAGAAUCGUUAUCCAGACUGGAAUUUUUGUCGUUGAAACACUCCUCAGUUGCAACAUGCUGAUACCACUUUACAGAGAAAGAAUAUAAAAGCUGCAUUUUGAAGACAUGAGUCAUUUCAGAAGAACAGCAACCUGUCUUCCCCGCCUCCACUUCCAUGUGGAUCUGUGGAGCAUUUUGGUUGGAAACUAGCUGUAGAACAACACUAGAAACCUUUCGUCUUUUUCACCAGAAUAAUGUGCCAGUUUUUUGUAACGAUGUUAUUUCUCUUGGAAGCUGAAAUGCUUUGUACAAGAGCACCUCCAGACUGCACUGAGGAGACAUUCUGGAACCAUCCCCAUUUUCCAUUUUUAUAUAAUUUAUAAAGAAAGAUUAAAGCCAUGGUGACUGUUUUACAGCCACUGGAGUUAACUAACCCUUCAUUGUGUCUGUCUUCCCAGGAGAGAAUUAAACAAAGCAGAGAGAUUUGGUUUUCUUCUGAUGUCCGGUUAUACCAUCCAUUCUGUUAAAUAAUUUUGAAAAAUAUACCCUCCCUUUAGUUUGUCGGGGGAUAUAAAUUAUUCUCAGGAAGAAUAUAAUGAACUGUACAGUUACUUUGGCCUAUUAAAAAGGUGUUACCAGUAAAA
This is a messenger RNA of Manis javanica (Malayan pangolin), 3920 nucleotides long. NCBI's taxonomy places the organism in Eukaryota, Metazoa, Chordata, Mammalia, Pholidota, Manidae. The record is from RefSeq and is a predicted model, not a curated record.